Symbiodinium natans is the source of this 213-nucleotide messenger RNA. Lineage: Eukaryota; Dinophyceae; Suessiales; Symbiodiniaceae. The record is from the annotation of a GenBank genome assembly.
AUGCGCACGGCGGUUGCAGUGGAAUUCGGCAGAAUCCCACGGACGAUGUGUUACAAAUGUUUCCCGUCGUCUUCCUGGGACACAGCUGCGGAAGAGAGCUGGGGUGAGUGGCUGGAGAUCAAGGACGACGCGGACACCAAGGACGACGUCGUGGGUGAGGUGACGGCAGCGACGAUGGACGGCGCCGCUGGUGAGGUGACGGCAGCGGCGUAG